GGCCGGGUGGGCAGACAGACCGCGCCGCGGGCACACAGCGAGCCGAGCCGAGCCGAGCCGAGCCGAGCUCACUCUAUUUCUUCUCCUCGCCUCUCCGCUCCUCUCGACAUGGCCUCCGCCGCGCUGGAGAUCGUGGGCAUGGGGCUCAGCAUCCUGGGCUGGGUGGGCGUGCUCGUGACCUGCGGGCUGCCCAUGUGGCAGGUGUCCGCCUUCAUCGAGGCCAACAUCGUGGUGGCGCAGAACCUGUGGGAAGGGCUGUGGAUGACGUGCGCGGUGCAGAGCACGGGGCAGAUGCAGUGCAAGGUGUUCGACUCCAUCCUGGCGCUGAGCCCCGAGGUGCAGGCGGGCCGCGCCAUCACCGUGCUCGUGGCGCUGCUGGGGCUGGUGGCGCUCAUGGUGACCGUGAUGGGCGCGCAGUGCACCAACUGCGUGCGGCCGGGCCGCGCCAAGUCGCACAUCGCCGUGGCCGGCGGGGCCAUCUACGUCCUGUGCGGCGUCCUGGUGCUCAUCCCCAUCUGCUGGUUCGCCCACAUCACCAUCAGCGACUUCUACGACCCCACCGUGCCGCGCUUCAAGAAGCGGGAGAUGGGCGCCUCGCUCUACAUCGGCUGGGCGGCCACGGCGCGGCGGCUCGGGGGG
Messenger RNA from Alligator sinensis (Chinese alligator), 639 nucleotides. It is a transcript of the gene CLDN5, whose product is annotated as claudin 5. The record is from RefSeq and is a predicted model, not a curated record. Gene Ontology annotation, molecular function: structural molecule activity. The annotation marks the transcript as partial. NCBI's taxonomy places the organism in Eukaryota, Metazoa, Chordata, Crocodylia, Alligatoridae. The transcript has a single exon. Gene Ontology annotation, biological process: bicellular tight junction assembly; cell adhesion. Gene Ontology annotation, cellular component: plasma membrane; bicellular tight junction.